Trifolium pratense (red clover) is the source of this 1065-nucleotide messenger RNA. RefSeq lists its product as uncharacterized. NCBI's taxonomy places the organism in Eukaryota, Viridiplantae, Streptophyta, Magnoliopsida, Fabales, Fabaceae. The record is from RefSeq and is a predicted model, not a curated record. The transcript has a single exon. The coding region runs from base 40 to 771 and encodes 243 amino acids.
CAAAAAUCACUUCACACACACACAUAGUUAUAAUCCAACAUGGGAAAUUGCUUGUUAGGUGCCACGUCAGAUCCAGACACAUUGGUCAAAAUCAUAACAUCAGAUGGUAACAUCAUGGAAUUCUAUCCUCCAAUUACAGUCAAUUUCAUCACAAAUGAAUUCCAUGGUCAUGCCAUAUUCACAACCAAUGACCAAUUUUCCAAACAACUUUCCCAAUUUGAUGAGUUGGUGGCAGGACAGUCAUACUAUUUACUGCCGAUGACCGUCCUGUCAUCUUACAACAAAGUUGACCGCUCUUCUGUUUCUGCCGCCGCUCUAACCAGCGGCGACAGCCAGAUUAUCCGACAAGGACACAUUAGGUCUCAAAGUGUUCCUACUACUCCUCUCCCGGCACCGUAUAGAAUGUCAUUGGAUUAUCAAUACUAUCAAGGUGUAGGGUUGCUCAAAAGAGCUUCUACAGAGUCUCUCUCUUAUAGGACUAAUAGUGGUAGUGGAAUUAAGAAAAAGAGUAAUAGUAGUGGUAAGAGUAUUGGGGUUUGGAAAGUGAAGUUGUGUAUAACACCUGAAAAGUUAUUGGAAAUUUUGUCACAAGAGUCUCAAACCAAAGAGUUGAUUGAGAGUGUGAGGAUUGUGGCCAAAUGUGGUGUUGCUGCUGCUUCUGGUGGUUGUGGAAUUUCAUCAAGAACAAGCUUUGUUUCUGAUCAAUGGAGUCUUUCUAGUAGUGGUCGGAGUGCUCCUUCUAAGAUUGAUUCCUUAGUUCUAGGCGUUUAAGAGUCUGUUUGGAUUGAUUUAUUUGAGCUUAUUAUGACUUGUGAGAUUGUUUAAUCAGGAGAGCUGAUGAAAAUAGCUUAUUUUCAUAAACCUCUUAUGAAAACUUAUAGCUUAUAUGACAAAAAACUUAUAGCUUAUAUGACAAAAGUUUGACUUUACUUUACCUUUUUUUUUGGUGACUACUUCUCUACCCUCACAUAAAUUGAGGGUAGUUGCCCUAUGCUGAUGUAGCACCAAUGAAAUUCAUCCACGUGUAUUUAAGUCAAACAUAAUUAAUUUCUUACCAUAAAUUAU